Messenger RNA from Pieris macdunnoughi, 5043 nucleotides. The record is from the annotation of a GenBank genome assembly. Lineage: Eukaryota; Metazoa; Arthropoda; Insecta; Lepidoptera; Pieridae.
AUGGAUCGUCGGUGCUCCCAAUCGGUCAGGACGCUGGUGUUCGACGAUUCUGACUCUGAUCCGCCUAAAGGCGAUCAGAAGAAAAAUUUGUUGACGUCUGCUGCUCCAUCAUCGCUAAAUCAGAGCGCUGAAGAUGCGAGCAAGCGCAACAACUUGUUGCGAAUGCGUCGCUCAGCACUCGGAAAAUCUGCACCGACACUUUCCGUCCAUGUGAAAGAGCCAUGUGCGGUAUCGCGACGACCGUCCCGUCUCCCGCCGCCGCCACCGCACCAUCGGCUUUCUCUUGUGGUUGGGUCAGGGCGGUGUAGUUCCCCGGGUACAGGACCUCUGUCUCCGGCGGAGGGGCCCCGCUGGCACGCGCAUCACGCGCAUCCGUUGCAUCACGCCCUGCUGUCAUCUAGCGUUAAACGGGGGAAGGACCUAGACGGCAGAAGGUGGUCUGUAGCAUCGCUACCAUCGUCUGGAUACGGCACAACACCAGGGAGCUCAAGUCUUUCGUCACAAUGUUCGUCCCAAGAGCGACUGCUGGCCGUGCAAGCUCCGUGCGAUCCAACGCCGCGCGCGCACUGCCCCCAUUGCCAUCAACAUCAGAAUUCGCUCAACAGCUCGCAAGGCAGUGGUAUGAACUGGGCAUCACUGUCAGACAGCGGUGGAAGUGGCCCCGUCCCUCGCCCUGCUUCACCCCCGCAUUCCCCCUCGCCUCGGAAUAUACCACGACGCGUUCGAAGCCGAAGUCUAAGUUCACCGUCCCGCUCACCAGGGGGUGGUAGUGUGGGAUCAGAUGGAUCUCGAGAAGAUGCAGUGACAGCGAUGUCUGCGUUGUUCGCCGCACGAUUUCCGGCUGCUCAAAGGGCUAUGAAUGAUAAAUUGCGGUCUCUAAUAGACGAGUUGACUGAACUUGAUAAGAAGCCUGACCGGCCGCCGAUAGAAAGAUUCGUUCAACGACAGGUUUUAGAGAUGGCCCGUGAUUGUCUUCACAAGUCUGAGUCGAGGCAGGUAACAAGCAGUUACUUCUAUGACAUGGGUGAUAGUUUGGACAGGCUGCUUGCUGAGACUCGGGAGAAGUCAGCAGAAGCGGGCGGUAGAGUUGCUCCUUUGGUUACCAGGCUGACACUUGCCAUGGCUCGUCCUGCAAGACUGCUUGAGUGUCUGGAGUUCGAUCCUGAAAAAUUCUAUCGGCUUCUUGAAGUAGCAGAGGGACAUGCACGGCAUUUGCAGGGAUUAUCGACAGACAUCCCUCAAUACAUAAUUCACAAGCUGGGUUUGUCAAAGGAUCCUCUCGCCGAGUUGUCAGUCCCACCACCUCCGCCGCCGCCACAGAACUCGUCACCAUCAAAGCUCCGAGGUCGUUCGUCACCCCCCGGUGGGGUGGGGGGAGGUACCCCGUCAGAAAACGAUUACCAGGUCAUUAAACUGAUCUCGAAUGGGGCCUAUGGAGCUGUGUACCUUGUCAAACAUAAGCAGACCCGACAGAGGUACGCGAUGAAAAAAAUCAGCAAAAACAAUUUAAUAUUAAGAAACCAAGUUGAGCAAGCAUUCGCGGAGCGAGACAUUUUAAGUUUUGCGGAUAAUCCUUUUGUGGUAACAAUGUACUGCUCAUUCGAGACGAAACGCCAUUUAUGUCUCAUACUGGAGUUUGUGGAAGGCGGUGAUUGCGCAACUCUACUGCGCGCAGGGCCCCUUCCGCCUGAUAUGGCACGGCAUUACUUCGCUGAGGCAGUAUUGGCUGUGGACCUACUCAUCACUGCAACUGGUCACAUAAAGCUCACUGACUUUGGACUCAGCAAAAUGGGUCUCAUGUCAUUGGCUACGAACCUUUACGAGGAAUACGCUGACCGCGAAGCGCGCCAGUUCUCUGAUAAGCAGGUCUGUGGGACGCCCGAAUACAUUGCGCCUGAAGUCAUAUUACGACAGGGGUACGGUAAACCUGUGGAUUGGUGGUCGAUGGGCAUCAUUCUGUACGAGUUUUUGGUGGGCUGUGUGCCUUUCUUCGGUGAUACACCCGAAGAACUUUUUGCGCAUACAGUCAAUGAUGACAUAGAGUGGCCAUCCGAAGAUGAUUUUCCGAUAGCAGUAGAAGCGAGAACUAUAAUUGCAGAUUUACUCGCUCGAAACCCCAGAGAUAGAUUGGGGACGGGAGGCACUCAUCAAGUAAAGGAACACAUAUAUUUCUACGGACUAGACUGGAACAAUUUACUCCGUCGGAAAGCUGAGUUCAUACCGCAGCUGGAAAAUGAUGAGGACACCAGCUAUUUUGAUAGUCGCUGUGAUCGUUACAAUCACAGUGAAGUGGAGACAGACGAGGCAGCUGAAGGGGAGAGUGGGCCAACGGCGGAGACGGGAGGAGAGGAGGCAGGGCUAUUCGCCGCUUUCUCCUCUACAUCUCCGCAAUGGAGGAGACAUUAUCACUCGCAUUCAUCGAGGGUUAGCAUCGAGAGCACGGAUAGUUGGCCAGGCACGCCAGACAGUGCAGGCCCACCAAGCACACCCACUGCGCCGCCGCAAACUUCGCACCAUCAUCCUAAGUGCCCGAUGAUAUCAGCAAACUCGGCUGAAUCAUCUCAAACGGAUUCUGACGACGUGUCGCCGGCCGCUCGUCGUCGUGUUGCGUUGCGUGCGCCGCUCGCACAUUCUCACUCGACGCACACGGCCCAUUUACAUGCGCAUACGCAUUUGACUCAUGGAUUGUCGAGUCUCGUGCAGCCACAGUUGCAUCCCGCUAUGUUACCGAAACCAUCGGAGAAUAAGAGGGAGAAGGAACAUAAAUCAUUUGAUAAAGUGGAUAAGGUGGAACGAGACAAAAGUAAACCCAUUGCGCUAUCCGCUCCAAAGUCAAUGCGCCGAUCGGCAAGCACGUCUGGCCUCUCUUUAGUGAUCCAUCCAGCCGAAGACAGCAUAAUAAGUAUGGGUGGUGGAUCUCCUUGUGCCGGCAACACAUCUUCUACCAACUCGUCACGUGACUCUUCGCCGUGUCGCGAUCCGCCAUCGCCGUUCGCUAUUGCUAACCAUUCGUUAAUUCAAUCCUCAAAACCGCCGAUCGUUGUACGCCGAGGACCACGCGGUUUUGGAUUUACGAUACACACGGUCCGUGUGUACUAUGGCGAUACAGAUUACUAUACUAUGCAUCAUUUGGUAUCGGCUGUAAGUGAACAAGGAUCGGCAUGGGCUGCAGGAUUACGCGCGGGUGACCUCAUAACACAACUCAAUGGUGAAUCUGUGCAGGGAUUGUUGCAUACACAGGUGUUAAGAUUGCUCUUGGCUGCCCCACACGCGACGCUUCGCGCCACUCCGCUAGAUCAGACUACAAUACAGGCGGGUGGUCGUCGUCGUUCGGGCGGAAGACGUGCGUCCGCGCCGCCACGCCCAAGACCUCGUCGGCGGUGCUCGCUGUUCAGAAGAAUAUCCACUAAGCGAGCGUCGCAGGAGAUGCAUCAGAUGGUGUCGGGUGGAAACAGUGAGAGUUCGUCUCCAGCGCCAGCAGUUCCAGCGUUAGCCGACGCGUCGUUACACAACGCACCUACGACGCACUAUCAAAGGCCUUCAUCCCUUCACGGGCUAAAGCACAAGCUAGGCGCGGGUGAGGUUCGCCGUGCGUCUCUUCAGCAUAUGCCCCUCUCCCCUCUCGCGAGAACCCCUUCACCUUCUCCCCAGCCUGCGCCAGCGCCGGCUUCUCCCACCAGUCGUGGCUGCGAAGCACGCAGUCCAUCACCUCUAGCAACACGUGAAUGUCGUCGCGCGUGGCCGCGUCGUGAUCCAGCAUCUCCGCUUUUGAGACGCGCUCUUUCGCCUGACAGGUUACAUCCUCGUUCAGCGGAAUCUAAGUGCUCUAUAUCCCCACUCUGUUGUGGGGGAGUAAGCACUAGUGGUACGACCACAGUCGCGACUACCCGAAGAGGAGGAAGUUGGAGAGCCCCCGCACCUGCGCCUCCCACUCCUCCACCUCCAGAUAAAGAAGAACCUCUCUUGCCAAGAAUCGCGGAGGAGAAAGAUUCUCCCACGCACCAUUCUGCUAGACUGCCUAUGAGGACGCCAGUAAAACAGAGCACGCCGAGUAUCUUCACCUCAUCGCCAAAAGCCAGUCAGGGCAAGUCGAUGUUCGAUGCUAACACGUCUUUCGCGUCCCUCUCUCUUUCUGACGAGUCAUUCGUAGACUCUAGUAUGGAUGCUUCAACUAUUGAUACAUCGAGGGAAAUGCCAUUGUACCUCACGGUGACAGACAGCCGAUCAAGUACAGACACAAGUCUUACAGUGUCUGAUAUAAAUAAGAAACUCUCCUUUACGCAAGAAUUGUCCAGCAUUCCGGAAGUCAAAACUCGCAAGAAGUCAGAUUCUAGUCUGAAAGAUGAAGAUUUGAAAUCAAAAGAGAAAACAAAAUCGAAAGAUAAAUCAGACUUGAAAAAACAAGACUCGAUAAAAAAAGAAAAAUCAGAACCAAAGGAGCUAAAGAAACAAGACUCGAUUAAGAAGAUUGAGAAGCCAGAGAAAGAGAAACCGCAAGAAACGAAAGAUGAUAAGAGGGAUAAAAUGGAACGAAGUGGUUCGGUAAAAAGAGUUGAAACUAAACAAGAGAGAGAAAAAGAAUCGAAGCAAGAAAAAUUGGAAAGGCAAGAGAGAGAGAAGGAACUGAAAUUAGAGAAACUCGAAAGAGAGAAAGAGUUGAAAGAAGCGAAAAAGCAAGAGAAACAAGAGAAAGCUGAGAAAAAACAAGAGCAAGCAAAGAGGUCUGAGUCCAUAAAGAAGGAGUUCAGAAAACAAGAAUCGGUUGAGACGAUCAAGUCUCCAGAGGCGGAGACAAGUGAGGGCAGAAGUAAGAGUGUGGUGAGCAAACUUCUCGGAGUGAUGAGCAGAAAAAGAGACGAUGAAGAUCACAAAGGGAAAAAAGACAAACAUGCUAAAAAGAAGAAUACUACGAUACCGCUGCCCCAGUCACAAAUACCAGUCAAGCUUGAUCAAAGUUCUGUCACCACCGACAAGGAACCAGAUGAGAAAAAGAUGAAAAAGGGACGAGGAAGGGCAUCAAGUUCAUCAUCCGGUGAGAAAUAA